AUGCCGACCCUAAUCCUAGACCUCUUCAAAAUCACCCUUCCCCAUUCCCCCUCCGGCCGGCGUCACCUCGGGAUAAACUACCUCGUCCCCUCCUCAGCAGGCGACCGCGAGCGUAUCAACCUCGCCUCUCUCCGUCGGCAGCACAUCUCAUCCAUGCAAUCCCGCUUACCUCUUCCCUCAUCUUCCUCAACAAGAGAUGUCCAUCAGCAGCAGCAGCAGCAGCUGGGUCUCGAAAACUGGGACGACGGCACCGUCGAGCUGCGCGGUUUCCCCAUCGACGACAUCCUUGUCGUGCGCAUGGUCAACAAGAUGACGGGCGAGACGGACACCAGUUAUGAGUUGCAUUUUGAGUAUGUGUUUGACGCGGAACGGGUGGCGGAUGUACUGGGACUGGCGGCGGGACCGCCGGUUGAGAAGGAUGAGGGGCCGGGCGGGUGGAGAGGGUGGGUGGUUACGGUGCCAAAAAGGGUGCAUCAUCGGAGUCAGAUGUGGGAGAGGUGUAUGGAGCGGGAGACGAGUAGGUUGGGGGAACGGGAGAGAGACCGAGGGAGGGAUAUGAGGGAAGGGAUAGGUCUAUGGGGGGGAGUAUGGGGAGGGAAAGAGAUAGGAGUAUGGGGAGAGAUAUGGUGA
This is a messenger RNA of Sordaria macrospora k-hell, 630 nucleotides long. The record is from RefSeq and is a predicted model, not a curated record. Lineage: Eukaryota; Fungi; Ascomycota; Sordariomycetes; Sordariales; Sordariaceae.